This is a messenger RNA of Periophthalmus magnuspinnatus, 1080 nucleotides long. RefSeq lists its product as uncharacterized. NCBI's taxonomy places the organism in Eukaryota, Metazoa, Chordata, Actinopteri, Gobiiformes, Gobiidae. The record is from RefSeq and is a predicted model, not a curated record. Bases 1 to 1080 code for a protein of 359 amino acids. Gene Ontology annotation, biological process: response to bacterium. The transcript is spliced from 6 exons.
AUGAUCCCACCAUUUCUAGUUCUGCUAGUCCUAAGUCUCGGAUUGGCCAGCAAAGCUCAGGUGAAUCUUCAUGAAACGAGCCAUUUCCUCUUUGCUACAGUAGGAGACAGCAUCACCUUAAACUGCUACUAUGAAGACAAGAACAAAGUGCUUGGUGCCAUGCGAUACUGGUACAAGGAAAGUUUGGGCACGAAACCAACACGCAUUUCUUCAUUCUCCGAAUAUUACCGGACCAAAGAUUUGCACGGAGAAGUCGAAACUAGCCAUCGUUUCACUCUGGAUACUGAACAUGAGAAUACUAAUAAUCUAAAUAUAAAAAAUGUCAAAAUGUCCGACUCAGCGGUUUACCUUUGCAUAAGUUGUUUUCUACACGACAUAGACAUCAUAAAAAGUGUCACUUUGAUUGUGAAGAGUUUGAGCCCAACAGCUGAGGUCCGUCAGUCUCCACAUGAAGACACAGAACCAGGACAUUCUGUGACUCUAAACUGUAACGUCCAGACUGAGAGCUGUGAAGGAGAGCACAGGGUUCACUGGUUCAAACAGUCUGAAGAGUCUGCCGUAGGAGUCCUUUACAGUAAUGGAUCCAGCAGUGAUCAGUGUGAGAGCAAUACAGACAGUCCAACAAAGUCCUGUGUCUACAAACUCCCCAUACACAAUGUGAGCUCAGAGCAGACUGGGACCUACUACUGCGCUGUGGCUGCCUGUGGACAAGUCCUGUUUGGGAAUGGGACCAGGAUCACAAUAAAAUGUGAUUUGACAUCUUUGAGUUUAAUCUACAUCUUGAGUGGAGCUUUGGUGUUCUCCUCUGUCCUGGUUCUGUUACUGGCUUCAGCCUUGUGUAUAUUGAAGAAGAAAUACUACAGCCUUUCCACAGAACUCAAACUGCAGUCUGGAACAUCUUCAAAUACUAAUGCAAGGGUUCAGGAGCAGGAAGUGAACUCCCUCCAUUACGCUGCUUUGAGCGUUCACCCUUCAUCCAGAAGACAGAGAGUCACAGCUCAGACUGACUGUGAAUACUCCAGUGUUCAACCACGCAACUGCAUGGACACAGCAGACCCCCUUAAUAUCAUGAGCCCCUGA